UACGAAAGUAAAUAGGGAAUACAUUGAGAUCAUCUAAGAAAAUAUUGGGCCAACAUUAUACUUUCUCAGUCUGUAUCGUGCUCACCGUCCAAGUAACACCGAUUGACUAAAGCCGGUCACUUGUAAAGUAACAGUCGUGUUUCAUUUUGUUCACCAUUAUUCAUCUGUGAACUUUGAGGAAUAAGCUUGAGAAAUUUUUUUUAUUUUUAAAAAUACGAUGGCAGAAUCAAAAGUGGAAGAGAUAUCUGAUAGAAUAGCAGAAUCUUUCAAAAAUCAGAACAUCUUAAUCACUGGUGGCACUGGAUUUUUAGGAAAAGUCAUUGUUGAAAAAUUUCUCAGAUGUUUACCGGACAUAAAACAAAUUUAUAUGUUGAUCAGAACGAAAAAAGAAAAAAAUCCAAAACAUCGCUUAGAGGAAAUUUUUAAUUCACCGCUAUUUGAAAAAGUUAAAAAACAAAGAGGUGAAGAAACACUUAAAAAAUCUGUAACUGUUAUAAACGGAGAUGUAUCGCUACCUGGACUUGGUCUUUCUUCAGAAGAUAGAAAAAUGCUUUGUGAAAAGAUUAAUAUUGUAUAUCAUGCAGCUGCUACAGUACGAUUUGACGAAAUGUUGAAAAAAGCAGUACUAUUAAAUACGCGUGGUACAAAACAAAUGUUGGAAUUAGCCAAAGAGAUGAAGCAUUUAAAAUUAUUUGCUCAUAUCAGUACAGCAUAUUGUCAUCUUGAAGAAAAAGUUUUAGGAGAAAAACCGUAUCCACCACCUGGAGAUCCUCAUAAAAUAAUUAAAUGCGUAGAAUGGAUGGAUGAUGAUGUGGUUGAAGCUAUGACAGAUAAAAUUUUAGCACAUCUUCCUAAUACAUAUGCCUUUACCAAAGCUUUGUCAGAAAGCCUUGUUGAAGAAGCAAUGCCAUAUAUUCCAGCAAUUAUAUUAAGACCAAGCAUAGUUAUACCAAUAUGGAAAGAACCAAUUCCAGGAUGGACAGAUAAUAUUAACGGUCCAACAGGACUCUUGAUUGGUGCUGGAAAAGGUGUUAUUCGAACGAUGUAUUGUAAUGACAGUGGUUAUGCUGAUUAUGUUCCUGUUGAUAUUGCAGUAAAUGCAAUUCUUGCUAUUUCUUGGAAUUUCAUCUAUUGUAAGGAUCAUGAAAAGAGAGUUUACAAUCUUACAAGCAGUAGUGAAUUUAAGGUAUCAUGGGCAGAAAUCAUUGCCAGGGGUCGAAAAAUAACAGAAAAAGUUCCUUUGAACGGGGUUGUUUGGUAUCCAGGUGGAAGUAUGAAAAGAUCAAGACUCAUGCAUAAUAUAUGUGUUUUAUUUUUUCAUAUGAUACCCGCUUAUUUCAUAGAUGCACUUAUUUUCCUUGCAGGUUAUAAGCCAAUUAUGUGCCGCGUACAACGUCGGAUACAAAAAGGUUUCGAAGUUUUUGAAUAUUAUGCCAACAAUCAGUGGGACUUCGAUAAUUCAAAUCUCUUGGAAGUACGAAAUAAACUUAAUCCUGUGGAAUAUGAAAAAUAUCAAUUACAUGGAGAAGAUAUGGAUAUAGACGCAUAUUUUGAAACAUGUAUAAGAGCAGCAAGAAUUUAUAUAUUGAACGAACCGCCAGAAACUUUACCGGCUGCUCGAAGACAUUUAAGAAUCAUGUAUUGGAUUGAUGUCAUAACAAAAAUAUUUUUCUUGAUAUUAUUAAUUUAUGUAUUUGCAUCCUGGAAUGAGAGUUUCAAAGCACUAUUAAUAGGAAGUUGGUUGUUCAUCACUCGAACUUUAUUACAUUAACUAUUCACAUUAUAAAGUUUUUAAUAUUUUAAUUUUGAACUUUAAUGCGACGAAAUAAACUAUGGAUCUUCUUUUUUUAUUGAUUUAUAGUUUUUUUUUAAUUAGUAAAAUAAUUAAUAUAAUAAAUUUAUUUUUUCAAUAAUAAAUAUUUACAAAU
This is a messenger RNA of Apis dorsata (giant honeybee), 1928 nucleotides long. Its product is annotated as putative fatty acyl-CoA reductase CG5065. The coding region runs from base 218 to 1771 and encodes 517 amino acids. The record is from RefSeq and is a predicted model, not a curated record. Gene Ontology annotation, biological process: long-chain fatty-acyl-CoA metabolic process. Gene Ontology annotation, molecular function: alcohol-forming very long-chain fatty acyl-CoA reductase (NADP+) activity. NCBI's taxonomy places the organism in Eukaryota, Metazoa, Arthropoda, Insecta, Hymenoptera, Apidae. Gene Ontology annotation, cellular component: peroxisome. The transcript has 9 exons.